Messenger RNA from Zalophus californianus (California sea lion), 1615 nucleotides. It is a transcript of the gene CNBD1, whose product is annotated as cyclic nucleotide binding domain containing 1. The coding region runs from base 209 to 1609 and encodes 466 amino acids. NCBI's taxonomy places the organism in Eukaryota, Metazoa, Chordata, Mammalia, Carnivora, Otariidae. The record is from RefSeq and is a predicted model, not a curated record. The transcript has 14 exons.
GCUGUAAACAAUGUGCCUCCUCCUCCACUUCGCAGUUUACCAACAUUGAAAAUGUCUAAGUACAUUGAUUAUGGCCAGUUGAAUGCAUUGUGCCAUAUAAGAGGACUACAAUCCAGUAUUCAACUCUAGCUCUUAUUACCUAUCUCCAGGACUACCACAUUUACAAUUAAAGUUCCAUUCUCAAGUCUCUUCUUAUCUUAAUUCCUCAAUGUGUACUACAACAAAGAGUUCUUGCAGUGUGCUGUCAGCUCAUACUAUGUUUAUAAAGCAAUAUCCUAAAAUAUUCCUGCAGAAAAAACACAGACUGCCUAAAAUUUUCAAACAGGAGGGAAAAAGAAAAUCUAUCGAAGACACAGUAGAAUAUGAACCCCAACAACCUGAUGAAUCUCACAAUAUAACUAUCCAUGUUAAAAAAGCACGUGGUGGCCUUACUUUAUAUAAGCCCCCAAAAUUAGAAGAGAAGUUGGUAGAAUUCCUGGAUAUUUUAAAGAAAUUGCCCAUUUAUAGGACAUUGCAUGAACACAAAACUGUGUGGAAAAUGCUGAAAACAAUUCCAGAUUUGACCUGUCAACUACCUGAGGAGCAUCUGAAAACUCUUAGUAAGAGUGUCAUUUCCGAAACCUGGGUAAAAGGCAGUACAGUGGUUGGAAAUGAUGGAUUUUAUAUAAUACUGAAAGGCUCAGCUCGACCUCAAACAAAGGUACACGGAAAUAUGAUUGAAGAAAAUGAGUCAACAGCCUCUUUCAUACCUCAGAGUUUUCAAGAAUUUGUCAGUGAAGACUUCAAAAACUUUAUAUUUGCUGAGAUGCACACACCUGCACGUGACGCAACACUUCGACAAUGGAGUACCUUUGGAACCCUGGAAGUUGCAGCUCAGACCAAAUCAGAAACAAAGGAGCACUCGGUGAUCACAGAAGAAGAUUGUGAAAUUCUUAAAAUCCCUGCAAAGGAUUAUGCAAGGUUAAAAUCGGAAAAAAUAAAACUUGAAAAUAAAGAAAAGGUGAAAUUAAUUCGUAAAUGUCCAUAUUAUGAAGAGUGGCCCACUUUAUCCAUAUAUGAACUAGUUGCACUCAUUAAAUGGAAAAAAUUUCCUCCAGGUCAUGUGAUAGUGGAAAGUGGAAAGAUAAUUUCUUUUGUGGCUUAUAUUAAUUCUGGAUAUUGUGACAUUUAUAGAAAUAUUGUAGGACUUACAAAACUACAAUCAAAAAAAGUGAAAAAAAUUCAAAAACUUGUUUAUAUGGGUAGACUUCAGGAGAAGGAGUCCUUUGGUGAAAUUAGCGUUCUUCUUCAAGUUCCUUUCACAUGCACAAUAGUUACUGGAAAAGAGGUUGAGAUGGCAAUCAUUGAAGAUAAGGACCUAUUUGAAUUAGACCCAGUGACCAAGCAACUUAUGCUCCAUACAGCUAAACCAACUUUUGGCCAUCUGACAGAUGACGAUGUCAAAAAUGAAUAUUUGCAAAGGGAACAAAAAAAGGAAUGGAAAAAUUUCAAGGAUAAAACAAUGAAAAACUCCUUGUAUUAUAAUGGAAUUAUCCCAGGCUUUGGAAAAUGGGACCAUUGCUGGACCAGCAUUCCUAGGAAUCUCAAGGAUACUCUAGUCAGUUAUUAAAGAUAC